This is a messenger RNA of Acromyrmex echinatior (Panamanian leafcutter ant), 4271 nucleotides long. It is a transcript of the gene sog, whose product is annotated as chordin short gastrulation. Gene Ontology annotation, molecular function: BMP binding. Lineage: Eukaryota; Metazoa; Arthropoda; Insecta; Hymenoptera; Formicidae. The record is from RefSeq and is a predicted model, not a curated record. Gene Ontology annotation, biological process: multicellular organism development; negative regulation of BMP signaling pathway; dorsal/ventral pattern formation.
AUGAUGUUUAUAUUUGCAUUGCUAAUGUUACUUUACGAAUGCACUUUCGGCAAGCAGAUUCGCGAAUUGGGCUCGACAUGGUUCGCGGACUUGGGACCUCCCUUCGGAGUCAUGUAUUGCAUCAAAUGCGAGUGCAUACCGGUGCAAAAGAAACGGCGGAUCAUCGCGAGAGUUCAAUGCCGCAAUAUCAAGAACGAAUGUCCGAAACUCACGUGUGACGAACCAGUUCUACUCUCGGGACGAUGCUGCAAAUCCUGUCCAGGUGACUUCAACGCAGACAUAGCGCAGGAUCUGCCAGUGCAAUUGACUUCGGAGGAAGAGGAGCGAAGCCUGAAACAUUUCGGCACCCUGUUAACGGGCAGAACGUCGCAGUCUCUACGUCGCGAUGAACCGAAUCCGACGUCAGUUUACAACAGCGCGUACAACUAUCUAGCGACCGGUCGUUUCACGUUUCACCGUAAGAAUAUCUACUACGCGUUCUAUUUGUCCGCGUCGACGCCCCGACCGCGUAGCAUACAAUUCGUCGACGGUUCCGGCAAUAUUCUCGAGGAGCAGGUGAUUGAUCCGGUUGGUGGUGCUUAUCAGAACACCACUGGCAAGCUUUGCGGCGUGUGGAGACGCGUGCCACGCGACUAUCGCAAGUUGCUACGUGAAGAACGGCUACACGUGUCCUUCCUCUGGGAGCCUUCAUCGAGCUUGACAGGCCAGUUGUCGCGUUACCGCGCUCUGUCGACCGAGCAGUUCUCCGCACUCUUGGAACCAGCGAUGGGCGUCGACCGGUCGUUGAUGUCCGGCGCGGGCGCAACGGCGAUUGUGUCCGCUUCAUCCGCGUCAGCGCCGUCGAUUCACGUGUCCCUCAUCUUCAACGGUCUCUUCCUGCCGAACGACAUGGCCGAUGUUCCGUUAGUUGUUCAGCUGGAGCAUCACGAGAAGGAUCACGUAGUCCUUCGCGAAGAGAUAAUAGUGAGAAAGCCGUCAAAUGAGCUGAAUUACGGAGAAGUCCGUAGCGCACUUUCCGGAACCGAUCUUCGUCUUUUGACUCGAGGCAAAUUGUUGAUCAGUAUAAUGUCUCGCAAAGAUCCGCAGGCUCUUCGAGUGAUCGGCAUGAUAGGUUCACGUGCAACCUGCGACAUGUAUCAAACGUUGCUGCUGUCGGAAACACCGUCCGUGGCAUCCGGAUUGGCUUGGGUCUUUUUGGAUCGUGUCGGUGCGCUACGCUACGGAGUGCAAUUGAUAGGACUUGAGGAAGAGAGCCCUUUGGUGACGUUGGUGGAUGAGGGCGGGAAACGGAGAAUGGAACUCGAAGAUCUGACACCUUCGUUGAUCGGCGGCUCUCUCGCGAACGGUUCCUUAGACCGGCCUGGACCCAGACUAUUGCAGCCACUAUUCAAUGAGGAACUUUCUAUAGUCGCUGCCAGCCACGUCGGCUCCAUGUUACGCGGUAGACUUUUAGAGAGACCCGUAGCGGAUGCUAGGGAUACGGCCGCACCUGUAUUACUACGAAGAUUGACCAAGGAGCCAACGUAUCCUGGACCGGUCGGUUUGAUAUGGACCGCGGUGGAUUUAGAUUGUUCUUUACACUAUGAGCUAGAACUCGCUGGUUUCCCGCCCUCCUCCCAAGAACCGCGGACGUUCCGUUUAUAUUUAGAAACGAUGCCAAUGCUAGCGCAGGGAGCUCCUGUCGCUAGAAGACUUCUCGAAGAAUUCACGGGAUACUCUCUCGAAGGUUCGGUCACCGGACUGUCAUCGUUGGAACUCUAUAGGAUCGAGUCGGGUAUCGGUUUCCUCGAAGUGACAGACAAGCAGGUCACGCACAUUCUGAAGGCCCCUUUCAAGGCGAGAGCACCGUUCAGUUGUCUGCCACACUAUGCCGACAACGACGUUACCUCUGUGGUGGCGUAUAAUCUGCAGCCACCCAGGUCGGAUAUCGAGACUGGUGCGUGUUUCCACGAGACCAGAUUCUACGAGGAAGGCACGCAAUGGACCUCGAACUCGGAUCCCUGUUCGAUGUGUCAUUGCUAUCGCGGCUUGGCGCAAUGCGACACGGUACCCUGUCCGACAGUUUCUUGCGGGUUGGGAAAGCAACUCAAGCAACCGCCGACUGGUCAUUGCUGCCCGAUAUGCGCAGAUCCAAUGAGUGCCGAAACUAAUGCUACGAGAGGUUGUACGUUAGCCGGACAAUAUCAUCUUGCGGGAUCAUCCUGGCAUCCAUAUCUGCCACCAGCAGGAUUCGACACUUGUGCAGUUUGUACUUGUGACGCUGUCACGCUGGAGGUAAAAUGCCCGUUGGUACAGUGUCCGCCGCUUGAGUGCGACGAGAAGAUCGCCGUCAGGCUAGACAAGAAAGCCUGCUGUAGACAGUGCCCAUCAUCAACGAGCCUUAGCAAUGUAACCACCACCACAUCGAGCGAUACCAUACGAAGAGAUACUCUACCGAGAGAUCAGGCUUUACCUUCGACGCGGCGCACCGCGGAAGAGAUACUCUCUUCCGGUGGCUGCAAGUAUCCUUUCGGUGGACCCUAUGAAAAUGGUAUGGAGUGGCAUCCCCGGAUACACUCGCACGGCGAGGUAAAGUGUGUCAAGUGCCGCUGCAAGAACGGCGAGGUCAGGUGCGACAGGAAACGGUGUCCACGGCCACUCUGUAACUCGAUCGCGAAUCAGAUGAAGCGCGGCGAGCACGUGGCGGACGCCGAUGACUGCUGUACGGCGCAGUGCGAGCAUCGCGCGAGGCGUCAUCAUCGCAACAAUCAUCAUCCGGCACGGCGACACUCUAUGACGCCACGCGAGCUGAGCUGAGCCUGGUAGUUCCGGAGAAGAGUCUGCCCCGGUCCACGAGGAAGCUCCGCCGCCUGCACUAUAGUCAUCAUCGAAUGACGAAAUCAGUCGCGGCCGACCAUUAUCCGUCACGCGAUCGCUCUCUUCGUGUAUCGUACGACCCGAGGGGCUCUCGAGACGGAAACCACAUUAAACCACCGAACGGUUCUGUACACGCGCACGUUAAAAUCGCGAGAGCUGGAUUACAGGUGUUCAUCUGAGCUGAAUUAAGUAGGCGAGGAAAGAGGGAACAGCGGAAGAAUAAGAUAUUACAAAGCGAGAGAGAGAGAGAGAGAGAGAGAUCGACUAUACGUUUACUACUUCGCGUUUCGAUCGACAAAAUGAGCGAGAAAUGCCUGUGUAAACUUUGUCAUUUUAAUUUUUAGGAGUGAUAUUCGAGGUGACAAGAGCAAUUACUAAUUAAUUAAAUGAUGACGAAUGCGUGCUCGUCGCUCAAAGUUCGUCGUUGUCGCGGUGGCGCGUACAGGAAGUCGCGAGAAAUAACCUAGUGCAAUAAAAGGAAGGACGUGGACGCGGUACGGACAACACGAUCGGAUAUUGCUAUUCUUGUCCGCAACGAGACCGCUCGGUCGUUCGCUCCGGAGCCUCCAGCGCCCGCAGCCAGACGCUUAUUAAUCAAUUGAUCCCCAUCAACGGAUUAAAAAAAAAGGAAAGAGAGGAACGUAAGCUAAGCGCCCUUCUCCUCGCCAAGAGCGACAACCACGUUACGACCGAACACGAUUACGGUGGGGCGAAGGGGUACGGGAGAAGGGUGGGAAAGAGGUGGUGAAAACUCGGAAAGAGACGAGUUUUUAGUCGCGGCGGUACUACAGUGCCCUGCUGUAUCCACUAACCUCUGCGAGUUACCCAGCAACCAAAGAAGACUGAAAAACCUCCGACGGCGGCAUCAGUUAUUAUACGAUUGCUAAUACUAAUAACUUCAAUUUAUUAUACAUGUUAUUUUAUUACUAUUAUUACUAUCAUUUCUAUUAUUGAUAGUAUUACUACUAUUACCCGCUUAUAAUUAUCGUUUUGAUAAUUGGUAUCGCUGCGCAUCUCCGUCACCUUUAUUGCUCUUUAUCUCGCGAUUGUUGUGUGGUAAACCUAAAUUAUCGUUCUAACGUAAAAAUAUAUUUAUGUUGUACGCUGCAUACUUAUAUGAAAUCUCGUAUGAAACCGUUCGAUGAGGAACGCGGCGAGUUGUGCCGUUACUCCACGAAUGAACAAACGGUAAUAUUUGUUAAUGCGAUAACACUUGUUAUUAUAAGUACGUAAUAUUUAAACUGUAUUUAUUAUUAGGAAUAAUCUUUUUAAAUUGGAUCUUGCACCGGAUUCUAAGACAAAUCAAUUUUUACGUUCUUUCGUAAUUGUUAUUACGAAAUUUAAGUUUGCGACAUUUGCAAGGUGCAAAGCAUGUAAUAUAAAAGAAAUGUAAUAUAUGUCGAUCAAGAUUAGUA